Helicoverpa zea (corn earworm) is the source of this 1619-nucleotide messenger RNA. RefSeq names its product von Willebrand factor D and EGF domain-containing protein-like. The transcript has 6 exons. NCBI's taxonomy places the organism in Eukaryota, Metazoa, Arthropoda, Insecta, Lepidoptera, Noctuidae. The coding region runs from base 62 to 1585 and encodes 507 amino acids. The record is from RefSeq and is a predicted model, not a curated record.
GCUUUGAUUGUUUAUUUAAAUCCAAAUAAUUCAGUAUCAGUGGCGCUACAGAGAUAGAACGAUGUUCUUGAUAAUUUUAACUGUUUUUUUACAAUUGUUAAAUGUUCUUAAUGCAGAAAAUAAAGUUUGCUCCACGGCAGAAGGGGGGUACCGUAAUUCAUACGAAACGUACAGGGCGACAAUGGAUGUUUGGGUGCCAGAUCGAAGCUGUACGGGCAGUGAUUGUAAAAAAGUUAAACAAGUCUACACUUACAUAGCAGGCCAUAAUGUUACAAAAUAUGUGACGUCAUCGAAAUUGUCCUGCUGCUCCGGUUAUGAGAGAGAUACUACUUAUUCUACACUGGUCUGUAAACCGAAAUGCUCAAAGCUUUGCAUACAUGGCGAGUGCAAAGGUCCAGAGAAGUGCCUUUGUUACAAAGGCUAUACGUUGGACCCUGCAAACCAGUACAACUGCCUGCCUCACUGCAGCACACCAUGUGGAAGAAAUGGCACUUGCGUUGCUCCAGACAAAUGCCAAUGUGACAGAGGGUACCGAACUAACAAGGACGGUACUUGUGAACCAGUUUGCAACCCGCCUUGUGUUAACAGCCUCUGCGUAGCCCCAGAUACGUGCAAGCGUUGCACGGAUAGAUGUGAUCACGGCACUUGCGUUGGCAACGUCUGUGUUUGUGACCGAGGCUGGAAAAUAUCUGGCGACAAAACCUGUCAACCUGUAUGUUCAAGCACCUGUAUAAACAGCAACUGUGUAGAACCAGAGCACUGUCAGUGUCUAAAAGGAUAUAUAAAGUCUAGCCCGUAUAGUUGCAAACCUUACUGCUCCGGUGGCUGUCCUCACGGAAGUUGUGUAGCACCCGAGACUUGUGUCUGCGACGCAGGAUGGCAAAUGGUCCAAUCUCCUUCUAAGGUCAAAUCUUGUCAACCGAUUUGCAGCAAGCCGUGUGUCAAUGGCACAUGUAUUGCUCCGAAUACCUGCGAAUGUCUGCCCGGCUACGAAAAGUCAGAUGUAAAUAAUAUUUGUGUACCCUACUGUUCAGAUUCGUGUCAAAAUGGCACUUGCGUGAGUCCACACACUUGCGUUUGCUAUCCAGGGUGGGAGAUGAGACCCACUCAUGACAUCAUGAAUGAGACUUGUGUACCUGUAUGUAGCAAGCCUUGCGUCAAUGGGACUUGUGUAUCUCCAGACACUUGUGAAUGCCUCGAUGGCUAUGUAGAAUCUGAGAAGAACGUUUGUAAGCCACACUGUGAAAAUGGAUGUCCAAAUGGUACCUGCGUCGAACCCGGCUCCUGUGUCUGUGAUUCAGGAUGGUAUAAAACUAUUAACGGCACGUGCAUGAAGGAUGAGACUUCUAAAGAUAAGAGCAAAGGUGCUGCAAGCAAAGGGUCUUCUGCUUGGGUGUAUGUUCUAGUCACACUGCUCAUUGCUGUUCUGGUGGCGGCACUCGUUGUGUACUUCAGACGGGUCAGAAGGUAUCAAACUCUUGAAGACGAUGGAACCGUGAUACUACCGUCUCAAGAAGUAAAUACAUCAACAUCAUUACAUAGACACCGAGGUAGCUACGACAUUACUAAAAACUCUGAACUGUAAUUUGAUUAAUUAAAUAAAUGUAAGUAAUUUCUGU